AUGGCUGCUUUUCUUCCACUUGGUGUUGUUUUCAUUCCUAAUGAUGAGAUUCUUAUUGGCUAUUACCUUGCCAACAAAAAUAAGGAAGAUCUCCAUAUUUUCAAUGGCUCACACAUGAUUAAAGAGAUGACCCUAUAUGACUCUGAUCCCUUCGAAUUGUCUCCCGCGUCAUCCUAUUCAAUCUACAAUGGUAGGCACUGGCACUGGUAUUGUUUUACUACAAAAAUUAACGAGGAAAGAAGACAUUGCAAGACCGGGUUUUGGAAGAAGAAAGGAAAUGUUCAAAGAACUAAUUGGGCUAUGUAUGAAUAUGCUUUGGUAGACAAUACGCAGGCUGGUUUUGUUCUUUCUAGAAUAUUUGAUUGCCCCAUAGAGAUGGACGUGGAUGAUGAAUUUGGGCCUUUAUCUGAUGUUGAUGAAACUGAUUGUGAUGAAAGUGAUAACGUGCUUGAGAAAUUCGACGUAUGA
Messenger RNA from Vicia villosa (hairy vetch), 468 nucleotides. RefSeq names its product NAC domain-containing protein 71-like. The transcript is spliced from 3 exons. Gene Ontology annotation, biological process: regulation of DNA-templated transcription. The record is from RefSeq and is a predicted model, not a curated record. Gene Ontology annotation, molecular function: DNA binding. Lineage: Eukaryota; Viridiplantae; Streptophyta; Magnoliopsida; Fabales; Fabaceae. Bases 1 to 468 code for a protein of 155 amino acids.